AUGUUUCGAAGCUUAAUGCAUAUCCCUUGUAUACCCCAAGAACGACUGAGCCGUGAUAACUAUUACCUGCGGUGCCCAGUCACCGCCAUUCCGUUGGAUCGAAUUCAUGCUUCUCAGCGAACUUCAGAAGGACCUACCAGCGGCGACGCCACAUUUUUCCCUAAAGAAUUGCUCAGUUGCGUCCCUCCUAGCAAAGACGAGUGGUCUGGACCCAACAGAAGAGCAUGUGCAUGCAAUUAUUUUCCAUUGGACACUUUGGAGGAGCCUCUGGCAUACAACAGAUUUGCACCCGUUCCCGUUGUCUCGGGAGAACCCGCAGAAACACCUAAAACGAGAAAUGUAGGAGGUAAUCAGGAAAAAGAGCGCUUCGCCCUCAUGCCGGUGCCGGAUAUGCGAGAACCAAGUUUUGUUGCCGCCGCUGUGAUUGACUCAUCUGAGCCACAGCAAGCUGGUCAAAGGGGAAGGACAACUCCUUCAAUCUCACCGAACUCUCCACACAAGACACAAUGGGCAACAACACCAAGACGAAAUUCAAAACAAGAAGAGCUAUGCAGCGAAAAGACAGGAAGUGAGUACCCUGCUGUCACGCAGGAGAGUGCCCAAAAGGAUGUAAAACAGCGCAGGCAGAAGCCCGGAGAUGAGAGCUCCAGGCGCCAACGGCUAACGGCAAAACAGAGCCAACGAGAUCGGUUGAGGGCCCAGCAGCUUGAGCAGCAGCAGCAGCAAGGAUGCAAGGGGAACGAACAGUAUGGCAACCGGUCUGAGCAUCAGGAGCAAAAGCAGCAGUCUCAACCAUUGGAAAUGCACAGGCACCAUAAGGAUUCUCCACACCAAGAAGAAUGCGGGAGAGAAAGCUUAGGCAUGCGCAGGGACAGUGUCUCUAAGGACGGCGAAGUUGGCGGGAAUGCGUUGCAAAAACAACAACGCCAGAUGUUUCCACUGGAUGGCAACGCCUCCUCGAGCGCAGCAACCCGCUCACAAGGCACUACUUUUGCUGGUCACUGUAAAAAGCCAGUAGGCGGAACUCAAAGUAGGACUGGCGGCCAAUAUCUUGAAGACGGAGAGCAUCAACUGCUUCCGUUGCACAAUAUGCCGGAAGAAUGGCUGCAGCACGAGAUGCAGGCGCUGCUUCGAGAAGAAUACCAGCAGAGGCAAAUCGUUCAGAGACGUGAAGAAGAGCAACACGAGGCGCUGCAGCAGCAUCCCCCAUUGGAACGACCCUGGGUGCUCCUUGCGCAGAAGCAACAGGAGGAAGAUUUGCGGCACAUGCACCAAGAGGAGCUUCAACAAAUGCAGCAGGAGCUCAUUAAUAGGCAUCAGAGGCAACUCCAUGCACGACUGCAAGAGAAAGCUAGAGCUCAGCAGGAGAAAUUGGAAAAAGCGAGACGAGAAGCAAUUCAUAUGAAACUGCAACAGAAACAGAACCACCAGAAACAACCGAAGGCUCAACAGCCCACAGGCGGUUCCAAGCCGCGCAGUACGCCCCUCAUUAAGCGAAAAAGUACCAACUGGCAACAUCGGCAGCCUUCAGAAAUGCAAACGAAGGAAGAGCACAACCACGAACAGAGGGAGCAGCAACAGCAACAACAGCUACAAGAGGAGAGACAGACGCAGAACCAGCAGCAGCAUUCGCAGCAGGAUCAACACCAGUCACCUACAGAUGGAAAAGGAGAGGACAGUCGUACGGCGCCUGCACAGGAAGAGCAGGCCCAUGUACAGCAGCAGCAACUGGAGGAGCAGCAACCACGAGCGAUUACAAAUGAAGCAGAGACAGCGAAGCCCAACCAAAGGAAGAAACAGAGAGAAAUUCUGCAAAAGCAUCAGCAACUCAGUCAAAUACGGCAACAGGAACAGCAGCUUCAGCAGCAGCAGCAGCACGUUGCGCCCAUUCAUGAGGAGGUAAGACAUCCGUUGGAGCUAAGUGAAGUCACUAUACCAGCGACCUCGAAGCACAAGGUACAGCAGGCACUGCAGAAGGGACGAAAAUCAGCGUGUGUUCAAAAGAGCCAGGAGAAGCAACAACUCCCAACGGAGCAGGAAGGAUCCCCAAGAAAGCAAUCAAUGGGAGAACGGGAACAGACAGACGCAAGACAGCCAACAACAGGGGAAAGGCAGAAGGAACAAGAGGAGUUGAAGCAAAGAGAAGAUCGAACCGAACGGAAUGAAAAGCACCGGCAAAAGCAAAAACAGCAGGAGCCUUACCAGGAAGCUGAACAGAUAAAAGAACACUUUACGGAUUGGAUGGAGCUUUCAGUGCCACGCCGAGAAGAACAACUGCCUGCAAACGGAGGCCAAAAUGAGAAACUUACCCGCGAGGAGGGAAGGCACAACGAGCAACGGGAAGGUGUAAACGAAGAGGAACCCCCCCUUAUGCGAGAACAACCGUUAUCCAAAGAGAAACAGGAGAUAGAGCAGCAGCAACAGCCAAGCGUGGACGAGAUGAAAAAAGGAAAGGGCCAAACACCUGCGGAGAACCCAAGGAUACAGACACAGCCUCAUAAAGAGCAAUCGAAGCAGCGGUGGCUGCAACAGAAGGAGCCGCAGCAUCCUGUGCCAAAAGGCCCACAGCCCCAAACACCGGUCCAGAGGAUGGAGGAGCAGCGAAAACAGCAACUGCAGGUAAAGCAGCAACGACAGCAGCAGGAGCAGGUAUGUCAACAGCAGCACGAGAUAUAUCAGCAGCAAGGGCACCAACUUGAGCAGCAGGAGUCACAGCACGAGCAACUGCAGCCUGAAAACAAUGCCACAAUGACAAGAAGCGAAUUGUUGCGACUGUCGUUUACCCCACUAGCGGCGGUAAACGAUAAUAAAUACUAUUUAAAGCAGCAUCUUCUGUCAAGUACAAGCUCACCUCUACCUCACGUGCCUUGGGGGACAACACCCAGCACGCAAAAACAGCUCGCCAUUCGAAUGAGCUUUUCAGAUACUCCCAAUCAGCCACUCAGGACAACACCGCAUGCAGGUUCCCAUGAAGGACAACGAAGCGGAGAUACAAAUAGUAAAGCGCCUAUGCUGCCACUCCAGCAAGCAGACGGCCGCCGCUUUUCCAAAGACCAACAGUGCAUCCUUCGCCAGCGUUGGACGCCUCUUGGAGCACCACAGCAGCAAGCAGCCGACAGUAAGCAGGCAGCAAGAGGUGGACCGGCGAAAAAUAUAUUCCGAAAAAGAAACCCCGUUUUCCUUCCUCCUCCUCCUCCUCCUCCGCCUCCUGUGGCGGCAUUUACCCAAUUGACGCAGCAUCCACAAGAACAAUGGAAAACGACUCUGGUGAGAGGAUGUCAACAAGCCAAGAACUCACGUAGCCGUCAUCGACUGCUGCCUCAGGAGCAACGGCGCUUGCAGAAACAGCUGAAGCAGCCGGUUUUCAGUCUCCCACUGAGGGCCACUGAGAGCUCCGCAGGACAGCAAGAAACCCAACAGAAUCUACGGCAACAGGGUGCAGGGCUACAGCAAAAUGUAUUGCAGCAGCAGCAACAGCCACAGGAUUGCACUCAGCCAAAGGAACGAGACUUGCGUACUCCAUUGUCGAGCAAACGGGGGGCUAAAAGCAGUAGUAAGAGCAGUCACAGCAACGCCGGUGGACCUGACUCUCUUGUUCCUUUCGCCCCAUGUUCCCGUCCCACCUGGGUUCAGAAUGCCAUCGAGUUUCCCACCAAGCGCGAAUUCCGAAACAGCAGAGAGCACCGCGCACAUGAAGCAACUGGCUCGUUUGUGGAGGCAGGAGAUGUGAGAACUACUCUUUGCAGAAACGAUGAUAAGCAGGCAGCAGACGAAUGCAUUGACGGACGGAACCGUCGCCGCAGUGAACCUGAAAUGUGGCUGACCCCGCAGUUUCCUAUGGUGCCAGACAAAAGAAUUAGAAGCGAACCGCAGGAGCAGCGACUGCAGGACCAAACAACAGAGCAGCAACACAGAGACAGACUCAACACGACCGUGGUGCAGGUACACCAACAGUUGGCACACGCUCGGCUGCAGUUCUUAGAGGAACAGGCACGAGCGCAAAGCAGGUCUAGCAGAGGGCAGGUGAUGAAAGAAGGGAUGCAGCAGGAAGAACACCAACAUCGAAGCUACGAGCAGCCAGCACCAAAACAAGAAAUCCAACGGCAUCGCAAUUCCCAACAGCAGCAGCUGCUGUACCAACAUCAGCCGCAGCAACAACAGCAAGAACAACACGAGAAAUCGAAGGCGUUUCCCUACCCGCUCCACCAGCAGCAACCGAUAUGUGGGCCUGGGCACAAACAGCAACAUGAGCGGCAGCCACAAGAAGAAACGCAGCAGCAACAGGAGCAGCGGCAUCCGUACGGAGGGCAGCAACAGCAGCAGCAACGAGGCCACACACAACAACAACCUCAGCCGCUCGUGAUGAUUCCUUAUCUGUCAAGAGAAGACAUUCAGAAACCCAGUCAAACCCAAGGGUCUUACCAGGAGCAGCAUCCCCUUCAGCAACAGCAGCUGGAGCAAGGAAUUGAGCUUCCCUAUGAGUACCGAGAGCGUCUUUCGGCCUUUCAGAGACAGCCAUUUCAACAGCAGGAUAUAUGGGGGCAGCAUAGAGCAUGGCAUCCUCAGCAGUUGCAGCAGCAAGUUUGGCUGCAUCAGCAUGAGCAGCACGAGCAACAGUUGCAGCACGAACAACUGCACCUCACACAACAACAGCAUGGCCAGCAACCACCGCCGCCGCAACAGCUAUUCAUUUACGGGAAACCAUAUACUGCCCGGCCGCAAGGCUCCUACCCAGCGACACCGCAGCAGCGCCCAGUCGUCGAGCAGCAGCAGCAGCAAGCCUGGCUGCAGCUGCAACUUCACUGGUCGUUGCAGCAGCAGCAACACGCAUGGCUUUUGAUUAACCAGCAGCGUUUGCGGCUGUUCCAGCAACAGCAUCCAUGGACACCAAACCAGCAACACCUGUGGGCUUUGCAGCAACAGCAAUUUUGGCAGCAGCAGCAACAACUGUGGCAGCUCCAGCAACCGCACGCGUGGAUGCAACAACAGCAAAACUUUUGGCUGCAGCACCAGCAGCAAGCAUAUAUGCAGCAGCAGUUGCUGCAUCAACAGCCGGAGCAGGGACGGCACCAACAUGGACCCCUUACCCAUCAACGCGCGGAAUAUUUCAACCCCUACACUCCCGCCUGUAUUGUCUCAGAUGUUAUUUUAGGCUCAACUGAAAACGCUGCGAAUGGGCGAUACAUUGUCCCCUCUGGUAUGAGAAUGCCGCCGCCGUGGGAUGGCUGCUUGUCCCCAGAAAACAUACGCCUUGGCUUCUGCCGUGCUUGUCUGCAGUACGUCCACCUGAACAGAUACCUGCUGCCUCUUAUACCAAUAACGGUAGCACCAUCGCCAGCAGUUGUGACAGGAGUCGAAGAAGCACCAGGGAACUUUUCCAAGCAAGAACAGCACCCAGAAGAAUUCUUGUCGCGUGAGCAGCGACUUCCAACUGCCCCAGCAGAUGCAGCACGGGGGCCACCGGGGUUCAGCCUCCUGCCUGAAACAACGAGUGAAGGGGCAGCUGGCGCUACUGACGUGCAUGACGGCACGUAUCAGCAAAUGAGCGCAGCUGCACUUCCUGCUAACGACCACAUCACCCUCAAUACGCACAGCAGCAGCAGCAGCUUCAGCGACAGCGGCAGAGCCUACAACGACUACCCCACCAGAAACACCAACACUAGUGGCAGCAACGGCGUUUACAGCAAUAGCAGCAGCAGCAGGGCCAGCAACACAACACAAAUGAAUUAUCACAUGAACGGAGCCAGGUGGGAAGAGGGCGAGAACAACGCCAACAACCACGGCAACGGCGGCAUGGCAGGGAAUUUCGCACGGUUUGGAAUAUUCGAACCCUUCGAAGUUUGGACUGAAAGUCCCCGUGGAUUUCCCGGGGAAAUCGACUCGAUGGUGCCUGCUGCUGCGACAGCGAGCAAAGGUGCAUCUAUGUUGCAGCCGACUACAACAGAGGCAUGCAGGAACCAGUUGCACCAACCGCUGCAGCACCACCUGCAUGAAGGGCCGUCACUGUCAGGAGGUUUAGUGGUCGGAGUUAGCACAGAACCGUCCCACGGAAGUCUGAAUAGUUUCUCUUUCUUCAAUCCGUCAGCUCCCGUCUUCGUUCCUUCCUGCAUCGCUCAGCCAGAUAGUCCCACAUUUGCUGCUGCAGUCGCAGCAGCCGCAUCGGCAGCAAACCAGCAACCUCUGACAGCCAGCACACUAGGCAAUCCCACAAUGGAGACUCAGCAAUGGAAUACCCAGCAGACGAACCCACAAACGCCGGUGAAUUCCCCUGACCACAUUUAUCCAGGAGUCGUGGAGCAGCAAAACCAAAGCGAACAGCAGCUGCAGCAGCACAAGAGCCAGACCAAGCAGCCGCAACAACAGCAAGCGCUGCAAAUGCAGCUUCCACAGGCUGAAGCCCAGUACAUCUUUGAUGGGCAGUCAAACGUUCAACAGCGGCAGCACUCUAAUCAGUCCCUGCAUCAGUUUCCGCAGUCAUACCAGCGAUUGAACCCGCAGCAGUACCAGCAGCACCAAGAGGAUGAGCAGCAACAGAACGAGCAGCAGCAGAAUGAGCAACAACAGCCCAGUCAGCCAGGCGUCCAGCAACACCAGCAGCGGUCACGAUUUUCCUUCCCAAGUUUCAUAUCAGGGUCCUUUUCAGAUUGUCUAUCUUCUCUCCACUCGACAAGUGGAAGCUCUCUACUCGUAAUUGGAGCUUGCCUAGAGUGCUGGCAGUUCGUCGUCCGGCCACCCGCCCUUUGGCUUUUAGAUCAAAUCCGCGCAAGAGGGAUAGGUGGGAGGAUAAUCUUCAUCUAA
This is a messenger RNA of Eimeria acervulina, 6798 nucleotides long. RefSeq lists its product as hypothetical. The transcript has a single exon. NCBI's taxonomy places the organism in Eukaryota, Apicomplexa, Conoidasida, Eucoccidiorida, Eimeriidae. The record is from RefSeq and is a predicted model, not a curated record. The coding region runs from base 1 to 6798 and encodes 2265 amino acids.